Messenger RNA from Penicillium taxi, 3132 nucleotides. Its product is annotated as Nuclear pore complex component. The coding region runs from base 1 to 3132 and encodes 1043 amino acids. Lineage: Eukaryota; Fungi; Ascomycota; Eurotiomycetes; Eurotiales; Aspergillaceae. Gene Ontology annotation, cellular component: Golgi medial cisterna; membrane; Golgi trans cisterna. The record is from RefSeq and is a predicted model, not a curated record. The transcript has 11 exons.
AUGGCUACACAAUCUCUUCCAUCCACCCCCAAGGCUUCGCGUCCUACAGCUGAGCCAUCGGGGUCUGGCACCCCGGGAAAUGGCAAAGUACUGUGGAACGGUGCUGCCUUGGUCCUGAGCUGGACGUUUGGAAAUACUUUCAAGUCCUAUACUCGCCGUAUCUUCGACAAUAAUCAUGUCUAUAACCAGCUUCCAUUGCUGCUUAUCCAACUCUUUUUCAUCCUAAACAUCCUUUUGGCUGUCUCGCCUCUUUUCCGACCGAAGGACAACCUCAGCGAUAUUCCUCUUACUCCUACACAACGUCAACUUCUUGGCUUGGAUCCUACAGCAACCCCUCCAGCUACACCAGGAACUACGUAUGUCACGCCUCCACGGUACCGUUUGUCUACAUCGCGCAAAGCUAGUCCCGCUAGCGCAAAUCGACAGGGUUCUCCCUUAUCUACGACUCCUACUCUUUCGGACCGACCAAACAAUUUCUCACCUAUCACAAGCCCCUUGUUCCAUACGGCAGUUGCAGGCAGAGAGUCUGUCCGAAGACCAAGCUUUGGCUCGUCAAUCUCAUCAUCUCUUGGUCGAAGCAACUCGUUCGGGGAGUCUGGGAUGUCUAGCAUUGGGCCCAGUACCCCUUCACCUUUGGCUGCGAUGGGGGCAUCGGAGUCAAAGCUUGUAUUUAAGCAGGGUAUCUUCCGUCUCUCUGAGGUGCAGGAGAUCCCCGCAGACGACCCCUACUGGACAAGAUUUUGGGAACUGCCUGAAUCCACCGAGGAUGUCUUCAGCUUGUUCACCCCGGCUGAUAUUCGACGAACGCGCGACAAUGCCUUAUCGAACUUCGAAACGCUACUACUUUCGGUCUCCUCUCGGCUUAUCGUCUUGAAAAAUCAUCCUUCGUUCCCUGAUCCCGACCUAGCUCCCGAUCGUGAUGCGCUCAACUGCAUUCGUAUUCUUACUCGACUCCUCCCUUUCGUCUACGAAGCCGAGCAUCUGGAGGGCUGGGAGGAUAAAUUCUUCUGGUCUCGUCGCAAGAGGAAGACUCGACAAGCCCAAAUAACAGGGGAGGUUCUCUUUGACGAAGCACGGCCGGAGGACCAGCAAGAGCAGUCUUCCGAUGAAUAUGAGGAUAGUGGUGUUGGUUGCAAUACGGCCAUGGGAUCCAACAAGACUAUGGAGAACAAUCGAUGCGAGAUCCUGCGGUUAUUGCUGACAUUGACAGGAAAGGCCAUGUACAUGCCUUCCAACGUUCUUCCAGUUCAAGGAGUCAAGGCAAUCACCUACAUCACCACUUGCCAGGAAAAACAAUCUGUCUUGACACUUCUAUGUUCUCUCCUGAACACAGCUAUGAAGUAUAACCCCGCCUCGUGGAGGGUCCCAUAUGAUCAUGUCGUCUGGAAAGACCCAAAACAGAUCUUAGUGAUCUACUGUCUACAAUUUCUCCUAGUUCUCCUUCUGUACCCCAUUCCAGAAGAUGGCCGGGGGACCCCACCCAAGAAUUACUAUCGGCACUUCUUUGGAAGGUUGCAUAGGCCUGAGGACUUCCAAUUUCUCGUGGAUGGCAUGACGAGAAUUCUCAACCAACCUAUGCAAGCUACCAAUUCAUAUCUUCCUGGGAGUCAAGGAUCGGUCAAGUGGGCACCUGAGAUCUUGAUCUUGUACUGGGAAGCCUUGCAGUGCAACAAGCGCUUUAGGUCCUUUAUCAUUGACUCCAACCGUUCACAUGACUUUCUGAUACUUUGCAUUUUCUAUGCGAUGGAGUACAGAAUGGAUGCAUCCAAGCAGGGUGUUGUGCGCAUGUGCAUUUUCAUUCUUCAGACUAUGAGUACAGAGUCCAAUUUUGGCAAGAGCCUUAACAUGAAAUUUGAGGCACAAGAAACACUACCACAAUCUAUCCGAUUGUUGAAGUUUCGUGGAUCCUAUGCUGAUUACCUCGUCAUGUCCAUUCACACUCUGAUUACAACCAGUAAGGGAAAGCUCGAUACCGUCUACCCGGCUCUUCUCAUAGUUCUCAACAACGUUGGCCCCUACAUUCAGCACAUAUCCCCAUCAGCCUGUUCCAAGAUCAUCCAGCUCUUCUCUUCCAUGUCAGCACCUAGCUUCCUGCUGGCCAAUGAGACAAACCACACUCUUCUCGCAUCAUUGCUAGACUUUAUAAAUGUGAUGAUUGAACACAAUUUUGCCAAAAACCCAUACCUUGUCUAUUCAGUCUUGAAGUAUAGACAGAAGUUUGAGGCCGUGCGGGCAUUUACCCUUGAAAGUGGGCAGCAAGAGAUAGAACGAAAGAAAGAGAAACAAAAGGCUGGAGGAGAGACUACCAGUGAAAUCUCCAGCCCGUCUCUCUCCCAUUCAGAAGAAGAUAUGACUCGGCCACCCUUGACUCGUAUCCCUGAGGAGAACAGUGCCUUUACAAUUGGCGAUGAUGAUUCAGAUGACGAAGAACAGCAGACUCCGUCCCAGUCAUCUCCCUCGGCUCAGAACUCACGCAGAGCAUCCGUAGCCUCUAGCGAUGAGCCACAUGUGCGAGGAAUGUCAGAAAAGGCGCGUGGUAAGAAGCCUGCUGGACAACCAUCCUUUUCACGACAAAACAGCAUGACCAGCCAGACCAGCAUGUCCGCUCUGUUCUUGACCUCGCCUUCUGGAUUUACGCCCACUGUGAACUGGCUUGAGUCUUGGCUUCCGGAGCUUCCUCUGCACACAGUUCUUACGAUAAUUUCCGCAAUUGCACCCCACAUCCCGGACACAGCUCUUCAGGCUGUUUCCAGCCAUGAGGCUCGUACUCUCAUUCAUAACCUACCAUCCUUCGGUGAAGAACCACAAGUCAAGAGCAUCAUCUCCGAACCGACCCCUGUUCGUGCCCAACCAUUUGAGUGGUCAGCGCUUUCGAUGGGCUGGUAUGAGUCACUACUGUGGGGAUUCAUUUUCUCGAGUGAAAUGGUAGUUGGAUCUGGAGCUACCCCAGGCACAGUGGGAGUGUGGAAUAAUACAGCUAUUGUGCUCUUCCGGGUUCAAGAAGCAGCUGCCCAAGGUCCAACACUAAUGGCUCCGAAGGGUGCAGUGGAUGCAGUUGGAAGUAACCUUGUUCAGCGGAUUGGAAAUCUUAGUCUCCGAGGUAAUUCAGCAACUCAGGCUAGCAAUAACUAG